AUGGCGAUGUGGGUAUUCGGAUACGGCUCUCUUAUAUGGAAAGCUGGGUUUAACUAUGAUGAUCGUCUUGUUGGCUUCAUCAAAGACUAUCGCCGUGUCUUCUACCAAGGGAGUACCGAUCACAGAGGAACGCCCGAGUAUCCUGGGAGAACUGUCACAUUGGAGCCCGCUCCAGGGGAAGUCUGUUGGGGAGCUGCUUACAUGGUAUCCAAGGAAGAAGAUAAACAAGCUGCGAUAACGCAUUUAGAAAUACGGGAGAAGCAGUAUGACAAGAAAGCUUACGUUGAUUUCUUCACUGAUCCCACAGCCACAACUCCAGCCAUUUCUGGAGUAAUGGUGUACAUAGCAUCUCCUGACAAGAACCUUAAUCCGAAUUACUUGGGGCCUGCUUCUCUACAAGACAUUGCCAAGCAAAUUGUUCGCGCCGAAGGCCCGGGGCCAAACAGAGAAUACCUUUUCCAAUUAGAAAAAGCUCUUCUUCAAAUUGGUUGUAAAGACAAACAUUUAAUGGAUCUUGCAAAUGAAGCAAGGCGCAUUCUUUCAGAAGCUAAGUGCACUGCGUCAUAAUGCAAACAUGUUGGAAAA
Hibiscus syriacus is the source of this 585-nucleotide messenger RNA. Its product is annotated as gamma-glutamylcyclotransferase 2-3. Gene Ontology annotation, molecular function: gamma-glutamylcyclotransferase activity; glutathione specific gamma-glutamylcyclotransferase activity. Gene Ontology annotation, cellular component: cytoplasm. Gene Ontology annotation, biological process: glutathione catabolic process. NCBI's taxonomy places the organism in Eukaryota, Viridiplantae, Streptophyta, Magnoliopsida, Malvales, Malvaceae. The record is from RefSeq and is a predicted model, not a curated record.